AUUGCUGUUGCAAAUUCUUCUCUUUCUCUGUCUCUCUCUUACGAUCUCGUACCCGUUUUCACUCGCCCAAUCGGCCGUUUAUUCGCCGGGUUUCGUACUGUGGGAAGAGUCGGAAGACUGUCUAACUCAUACCAGAAGAAUUUCUCCAUAGACGAAGAAGAAUUAUGGAUCCAUCAGAACUUAGGUAUUUGGAAGAUGAUGAUACCCCAGUGACUAAGAUAAUGAAGGGUACAACCACUGGUUUAGUUGCCGGGACUAUUUGGGGUACCAUAGUUGCCACAUGGCAUGAUGUGCCUCGUGUUGAGAGAAGGGUUGCACUUCCUGGGUUGAUAAGGACUCUCAAGAUGAUGGGUAGCCAUGGGAUGACUUUUGCUGCUAUCGGUGGUGUUUACAUUGGUGUAGAUCAGCUUUUACAGAACUAUAGGAUGAAGAGGGACUUUAUCAAUGGGGCAGUUGGUGGUUUUGUUGCUGGGGCUUCUAUUCUUGGUUACAAAGGUAGAAGCAUUCCGACAGCAAUUUCUGCAGGAGCAGCGCUGGCAGUUACAUCUGCUUUGAUUGAUGCCGGGGGUCAGACCACAAGAAUCGACAACGGAAAGGAGUACUACCCUUACACCACAAAGAAGAGGACAAAUGACAACAAUUAAGCUCUCAUUGCUGCUCCCACCGAUAGAUGAAACUUUGGCUUCUGUAUGCAACAGAUUCUAUCGCAGUUUGCCAAACUGGCUGUGUGUUUUUGGAGAUAUAACCAUACUCUUCUUGUGUUAUCCCUUCUUAGCAUCUACUUCUUUCGGUACUCUGAGAGGAGAUUUCAACAAUAAAAUGUUUUUGGGUAUGAGUUGUGGCCUCCUCGCAGCUUUAGCAUUGUCAAAUAAUGGAAUUUCUGACUAUUAUUGGACACGAGGUAUCGCUGUCUUCUUGUUUUUUUGGAUGUUUAUGUACGCUCCUAAGAUAUGGAUCAUUUCAGUACAUGUCACAGCAGACGCUACCAAUGUGGUGCUUGGAUUGAUGCCAGGCUUUUGGCCAAAUGCAUAUUUUAGUUGUUAUA
Molecule: messenger RNA, 1045 nt
Organism: Diospyros lotus (date-plum)
Lineage: Eukaryota; Viridiplantae; Streptophyta; Magnoliopsida; Ericales; Ebenaceae
Product: outer envelope pore protein 16-3, chloroplastic/mitochondrial
Exons: 4
Coding region: 165-644 (159 amino acids)
Biological process (GO): protein insertion into mitochondrial inner membrane
Cellular component (GO): TIM22 mitochondrial import inner membrane insertion complex
Molecular function (GO): transmembrane protein transporter activity
Source: RefSeq, a predicted model, not a curated record